AUGUGUUAUCGAUUUUCUUUAGAUGAUAUAUUGUAUUUAGAUAACUCUCGUCGCCCAGAGCGAGUAGAUGAUGAUUCUGACGAUGCAGAAUACUGCGUACCAGAGGAUGACAGCGAGACAUCGAACAGACGCAGCAGAAUAGGUGAAAGCGAUGAUAUCUUUUAUGAUAUCGACACCUCAAGGACAGGCCAAGAUGGUUUCACAUAUUCAACUGAGUAUGAUGCUGAUCAGGAAAUAGCCAGGCUGCAAAAAGAAUUUCAAGACAAACAAAUAGCUAUCAAAAUGGAUCAUGAAAGAAGAAUGGUGGUAAUGAGAAAGAGAUUUGUAAGACAAAUGGACGCCACAUAUUCGGGCAGGAAUGCAGAAGAUGACAACUACGAGACACCUCCUAAAAAGCCCUAUGAGUUCACAGAGACAAAGUAUACCGGUCUGUGUAUCAUUAUAAACAAUAAUACAAGGUAUUCACGGGCAGCAGCAUCUCUUCGUGAGUUCUUCGCCACCAAAGGUUACGAAGUGGAAUUCCACGACAGUCCGAAGAAGGAAGAAAUGAAGUCGAUUUUCGAUUCACUGAAGUCGAAGGAUUUUGAUAACUACGGAUGUUUCGUGUGUUUCGUUCUUUCUACAGGUAACGACACGCAUAUUGAAACUGCAGACAACUUGUCAAUUAAAAUGAGAAAAAUCGUGAAAUACUUUAAUCCAAAUGAUUGUCCCAAGCUUGACGGGAAGCCAAAAGUAUUUUUCUUCCAGAAUGGGAUAGAUUUCUAUGAUGCUAAGAAUUUGUGGGAAGCUGACGACAACGAGACUACACCAUUUCCAACUUAUGCUGAUGCAUUUGUCGUGCGAUCAACUCUGAGAGAUUUUAUCGACAGAUUCGUUACAAUAUUAAAGGAUUAUCCAGGAAAAUCGCUUUCUACCAUCAUGACCGUACUGCAAUCAGAAACACUUUCUUCAUUCACCAGCAAUGAGCAAUACCAAGCUAUAUCUACCAUGGCAAAAGAGGUUUACCUCGCUGCACAAAAAUCUGAGGUCAAGACUUCGAAUACCCGGGUAAUAGCCCGUAUUCACGCGCCCGCGGAGAAAGAAUUGAACGAGUUGACGGAAGAAAAGUCUACACUCAGUUCCCCGGGCGAUAUUCCACAUACAUCGGCUCAUGUUCAUACGUCCAUGUCUAAAGAAAAAUUGGUCGAUACAGGGGGACCGGUAGAAGGUGGAUUAUCUGUAACGGAAUAGUGAUGAGAAAAUUUUGCAAGCUGUCAUCCAGUACAUCUAACGUUGUUUGAAUGUUUUCCAAUGAAACAAUUGAUGAUAUACUAAUUAUUUGAUCAACUUUGUAAAAUAAAAUGCUACAUAUUAACUGCCUGAAUAAUCGUUGCGAUUAAUUUUUUUGUUGCCGCCUACUCUAUUUUUAAAUUGGAUAAUCCUGAAAGUUUGAUAAAAUUGAAAGUACCGGCAACAACUUACCCUCUUUAUAUAAAUCUGUCUUUGCUAUAAAAGUGCAAUUACUUAACGUUUGACUCUAAAAUUAUCAAAGUCAAUUCUACUAGUGAACUGCACAUAAAUAAAUUUAUUACGCAUAUUUAUGUAAUCAUAUGUUUGUAAUAAUAUACUUUGCGUAGUUUGCAUGUAAACCACCUAAUUGUUGGCUGUAUAGCGUUAUGAUUAUCGUGUUUUACUCACUUUAUAAUGGCAGUCUUGGCAACUUUGGUAGCAGUGCUUGUAUUGAUUUGUUUGUAAUAGUUUUUACAAUCUGCAGUUAAAGUUUGUCAAAUACACAAUUGUGACAUAUUUAUGACUCAUAUGCGCAAUAUAAAUGUACAAUUAGCAAUGAUAACGACUAAAGAAAAGCAUAUUUAAAAGUAUAUUUGUUUAUUUAGAAACUUUGUUUUGCAAUCGAGUCUUUCACUUUGUAUAUAUAUUGUGCGUUACGUGUUUUGAAAUAAUAGACAUAACCAAUUGUAAAAGAGUAAUGACC
This is a messenger RNA of Styela clava, 1972 nucleotides long. NCBI's taxonomy places the organism in Eukaryota, Metazoa, Chordata, Ascidiacea, Stolidobranchia, Styelidae. The record is from RefSeq and is a predicted model, not a curated record.